This is a messenger RNA of Nerophis lumbriciformis (worm pipefish), 1305 nucleotides long. RefSeq lists its product as uncharacterized. Gene Ontology annotation, cellular component: nucleus. The record is from RefSeq and is a predicted model, not a curated record. Lineage: Eukaryota; Metazoa; Chordata; Actinopteri; Syngnathiformes; Syngnathidae.
AGCUUGAGCUAGCUUAGUCAACUCAGAGUAGGUUGACUCGGAGUUAAAUAAACGGGUCAAUAAUGUGAUCCAACAUGGACACAUGCCAAAAAAAACGCUCCGCCUACUUCACGCCAUUGGAGCUGGAGAUUUUAACUGAGUCGUACAGCGCCUUUGAAGACAUCUUCCAAAGGAAAAGUAACAGUGUGUCGGCGGUGAAGGAGAGAGAAGCCGCAUGGAGGACCAUCGCGGACCGCGUCAAUGCCUGUAAUCUUUCCAGCGAAAAACGUACGUGGUCGCAGCUUAAAAUGAAGUAUAAGAACAUUAUUCAAACUGCCAACAGGAAAAAGGCAGAGGUGAGAAGAGCGAGUGGAGAGCCAGCACCGUCGCUGUCACCGGCACGUCCUCCAAAAGAAGAGGAAGAAGAGAUGGCCGUGAGUCAGGACACUGGAACCAUUGAAGGAAUCAAGGAACGUUGUCGGCCAGUACUGGAUGGACUACGUGGAGGGAUUUCAUCACAGCCACUCGCUCCUCAAGACACAAGUGCCUUUGUCAAAUAUUGUGAUGGUGUAAUCUGUCUUGUGGAGCCCAAUACUUUGACACCCCUCAUUGUAGCUGCUCACUAUGGAAGCACUAAAAGCGAGUGGUACAACAAAGAUGACGUCGUGAAGACGCUGUCGAUGUGGAGGAUCAUAAAUAAGGGCGCCCACAUCCUGAAGAGAUGGUCAGAGGUCAGCUUGAUGGUCUGUAAAACAUCAUCUAUGCAACAUUUUGACCAAAGAACCACCAUUACAUGUUAUGUAGACCACAAGGAAGUGUUUUCGAUGUAGAAAAAUAUCCUACCAUAUUUUUUUUAUUAUAAAUCGCUCCGGAGUAUAAAUCGCACCGGCCGAAAAUGCAUAAUAAAGAAGGAAAAAAAACAUAUAUACGGUAAGUCGCACUUGAGUAUAAGUCGCAUUUUUGGGGGAAAUUUAUUUGAUAAAAUCCAACAGCAAGAAUAGACAUUUGAAAGGCAAUUUAAAGUAAAUGAAGAAUAGUGAACAACAGGCUGAAUAAGUGUACGUUAUAUGAGGCAUAAAUAACCAACUGAGAACGUGCCUGGUAUGUUAACGUAGGGCUGGGCGAUAUGGCCUUUUUUUAAUAUCGCGAUAUUUUAAGGCCAUAUCGCGAUACACGAUGUAUAUCUCGAUAUUUUGCCUUAGCUUUGAAUGAACACUUGUUGCAUAUAAUCACAGCAGUAUGAUGAUUCUAUGUGUCUACAUUAAAACAUUCUUCUUCAUACUGCAUUAAUAUAUGCUACUUUAAAACUUUCAUGCAGAGAAGGAA